AUGAAGAAGAUGAUGAAGAUUGAUGAAAUCGGUGGUGGUUCGUGGUGGUCGGCUGCAAAAAGAGAGAAGGAGAAGAGAAGGGGGGCGGCUGAGAGGAAAAAGGAGGAGGGAGAAAGGGUUAAACCUUGUGAUAUAUGUGGUGACAUUGGUGUCGUUGAAGCUAUUAUUACGUGUUGUGAGUGUAAAGCUUCCCGUGAGCAUCUCUACUGCAUGAGGGUGGUUAGGACAGAAGUGCCACCAUUUUGGACUUGUCUUGAAUGUGAGCAAAAAAAGUUAAUUUCGCCGUUUACUUCUGAUGAGCAAAAGCUUGAAACGCCAACCAAAAAUGUCUUGAGCUCACCAGGGAAAAGCGCCCGGGUCUUAGAAGGCCCAAAGAGACCACUUUUAGCUAGCCGGUUUCAUUUCAAGGAGAAAAGAGUUGACACGGGAAGGACACAAUAUCUUAGUUGUGAAGAAGCUACAAAGCUUUCUACAGGUUCCAAUAAGCGUUCAAAAACUCCUUUACGCUCUGUUCAUGGAUCACCAAAAUCUAUGCCACCACCAUGUGAAAGGACACCAGUUAAGUCACCAAUACGUGAAAGGACAACACAACAUGAAAGGAGUAAAUCUCUUGAACCAGAGUUGAAGCAACCAUUUCGUCAACAAUCAGCAAGCCCAAAUGGAAAAGCUGUCAUGCCUUUCACAAACAAACAUGAUGCUACCCCCUCUAUCAAGUCCCCUGAACGUGCAAGGACACCUAUUGUAUCACCAUCGUGUGAAAGGGCUGCUAAGUUUGAGCCACAUCUGCAGCAACUCAUUGUUCAACAAUCAACUUGCCUGAAAGAAAAAGUUGUCUUGUCUUUCCAUAAUAAGGGUUGUGCUGCACGGUAUACCAAGUCUCCUGUACGUACAAGGACAAUGGCAGAAUUACAACAAGAAGAAGAAACUAUUAAAGUUAAGUCAGAUUCGCAAAAACAUGUUGUUCAAAAAUCAACUAGACCAAAAGGUGAAACUCUGUCUAUAUUUUAG
Erigeron canadensis is the source of this 1008-nucleotide messenger RNA. RefSeq lists its product as uncharacterized. Bases 1 to 1008 code for a protein of 335 amino acids. Lineage: Eukaryota; Viridiplantae; Streptophyta; Magnoliopsida; Asterales; Asteraceae. The record is from RefSeq and is a predicted model, not a curated record. The transcript has 5 exons.